CAGGUCCGAUUCUUUGUCUUCCCUUUGUCUUCAAAAGCCAAAUGGAGCCUAAGCCUCUUUUUAAACAUAUUAGACUCCAUAUGGUCGUCACAAGCCAAAUGGAGCCUAAGCCCCUUUUUAACUCUGCCAAUGUAACUCUUGCAUUGCCGGUCCCAAGCCCGGGUAAAGGAGGAGGGAGAAUGGGCAUCAAGAGAUUGAGGUGGUUUACUUUCACAUUUGCUGAGAAAAUGGAGGGAGAUUCAAGGGAAGGAGAGUCCUGCCAGCAGUUUCUUAAUCUGAUUCCUAAUGAAAGGGAUUGGUUGGUAAGGGAUAGAGGAUCCUUUCAAGUUACAGAAGAGAAAAAGCUGGAGCUGAGGAUUGGGCCACCUGGGGUCUGGAUUUCCAAAGAAAACUGUAGCAGAGAAAGACUCCUCUAUAUUGGGUAUUUUCCAAAGGCUCCCAAGAACAGCAAUUCUUCUGUUGAACCAGAGGUGGAUUAUUGUUGGCAUGUCCACAGUUGGUUUCACUUGCACUAUCUACUUAUUUGGUGUCAAUGUGUAGUAUCUGAAUAUUUUACAGAAAUUUGUCCAACUACAGAUCAUGUGUAA
This is a messenger RNA of Magnolia sinica, 587 nucleotides long. RefSeq lists its product as uncharacterized. NCBI's taxonomy places the organism in Eukaryota, Viridiplantae, Streptophyta, Magnoliopsida, Magnoliales, Magnoliaceae. The record is from RefSeq and is a predicted model, not a curated record. The transcript has 2 exons. Bases 42 to 587 code for a protein of 181 amino acids.